AUGGAUGGCAAUGUCCAUAUCGCUGAUACACCGAUUACUGCUCAAAACUGGCAUAAGCAUGUUAACUGGCUGAAUGUUUUUAUGAUAAUCGGAAUUCCUCUCUAUGGCUGCAUACAAGCCUAUUGGGUUCCUUUGCAAUUGAAGACAGCUAUAUGGGCUGUAGCCUAUUAUUUCUUCACGGGUUUAGGUAUCACAGCAGGGUACCAUCGCCUUUGGUCUCACACUUCCUACUCCGCACGAUUACCUCUCCGAAUAUGGCUUGCAGCCGCAGGUGGUGGCGCUGCACAGGGCUCAGCCCGAUGGUGGGCUCGGCUACAUCGCUCGCAUCACCGAUAUACCGAUACAUGCAAAGACCCCUACUCAGUCAGCAAAGGGUUCGUUUAUUCCCACCUGGGUUGGAUGGUCCUCAAACAGAAUCCCAAACGGAUCGGACGAUCGGACGUGUCGGAUCUAAACGAGGAUGCCGUCGUGGUUUUCCAGCACCGUCACUACUUGAAAGUAGUGUUCACAAUGGGCAUGGGUGUUCCAAUGCUCGUCGCCGGCCUCUGGGGUGACUGGUGGGGCGGCUUCAUUUAUGCUGGGAUCCUGCGAAUUUUCUUCGUUCAGCAAGCUACCUUCUGUAUUAAUUCGUUGGCUCACUGGCUUGGUGAACAACCGUUUGAUGACCGCAAUUCUCCGCGCGACCAUGCAAUCACAGCUCUCGCGACACUCGGCGAAGGAUACCAUAACUUUCAUCAUGAAUUCCCGUCGGACUACCGCAACGCGAUUGAAUGGUAUCAAUAUGAUCCCACCAAAUGGACGAUCUGGUUGUGGAAACAAGUCGGGCUUGCGUACGAUCUGAAAAAAUUCCGAGCCAACGAGAUUGAGAAGGGUAGACUGCAACAAAUGCAAAAGAAGGUGGAUCAGAAACGGGCAUUGCUCAAUUGGGGCACACCGCUGAGCGAUCUACCGGUAAUGGAAUGGGAUGAUUUCUUGACGAAAUCAAAGACCAAGGCAUUAGUCGCUAUAGCUGGGGUGGUUCACGAUGUGACUGAGUUUGUUGACGAGCACCCAGGUGGUAGGGCUAUGAUUAAAGCGGGAAUCGGGAAGGAUGCUACGGCAAUGUUCAAUGGGGGUGUUUAUUACCAUUCAAAUGCUGCUCAUAAUCUGCUGUCGAUGAUGAGAAUUGGGGUGAUUCGUGGAGGUAGCGAGGUGGAGGUUUUCAAACAGACCCAGAAAGAUCAUUCAUCUCUACAUGGUGGGAUUUACUGA
Molecule: messenger RNA, 1251 nt
Organism: Aspergillus affinis
Lineage: Eukaryota; Fungi; Ascomycota; Eurotiomycetes; Eurotiales; Aspergillaceae
Product: acyl-CoA desaturase
Exons: 2
Coding region: 1-1251 (416 amino acids)
Biological process (GO): unsaturated fatty acid biosynthetic process
Cellular component (GO): endoplasmic reticulum membrane
Molecular function (GO): heme binding; iron ion binding; stearoyl-CoA 9-desaturase activity
Source: RefSeq, a predicted model, not a curated record